Messenger RNA from Canis lupus familiaris (dog), 10054 nucleotides. It is a transcript of the gene TRPC5, whose product is annotated as transient receptor potential cation channel subfamily C member 5. Gene Ontology annotation, molecular function: protein binding; inositol 1,4,5 trisphosphate binding; store-operated calcium channel activity. The transcript is spliced from 12 exons. The record is from RefSeq and is a predicted model, not a curated record. Bases 236 to 3160 code for a protein of 974 amino acids. NCBI's taxonomy places the organism in Eukaryota, Metazoa, Chordata, Mammalia, Carnivora, Canidae. Gene Ontology annotation, biological process: calcium ion transmembrane transport; manganese ion transport; regulation of cytosolic calcium ion concentration. Gene Ontology annotation, cellular component: cation channel complex; membrane.
UGUACAACCAUCAAUAGUAAAAAGCAACCACAAUCCCUAAAGCCAAGUCUUCCAUCUCUCAGCAACCAUUAAGAAAAGGAAACAGAGACAUGAAGAAGAGCUAAAUGUUACUUGUUCAAGUUCAUAUGUCAAUUAGCAGAAGAGACGAGACUAGAAUCCAAGUUCUUAAUUCCCAGGACACUAUUCUUUAAACUGCACCACUUUACACAUACAGGUUGCUAAAUUGCUAUGAACCAUGGCCCAACUCUACUACAAAAAAGUCAACUACUCACCAUACAGAGAUCGCAUCCCCCUGCAAAUUGUGAGGGCUGAGACUGAGCUCUCUGCAGAAGAGAAGGCUUUCCUCAAUGCGGUGGAGAAGGGGGACUAUGCUACCGUGAAGCAGGCCCUACAGGAGGCUGAGAUCUACUACAAUGUCAACAUCAACUGCAUGGAUCCUCUGGGCCGGAGUGCCCUGCUCAUUGCCAUUGAGAAUGAGAACUUGGAGAUCAUGGAGCUACUGCUGAACCACAGCGUGUAUGUAGGCGAUGCAUUGCUCUAUGCCAUCCGCAAGGAGGUGGUGGGUGCUGUGGAGCUUCUGCUCAGUUACAGGCGGCCGAGUGGAGAGAAGCAGGUCCCCACCCUGAUGAUGGAUACCCAGUUUUCUGAGUUCACACCAGACAUCACUCCCAUCAUGCUGGCUGCCCACACCAACAAUUAUGAGAUCAUCAAAUUGCUUGUCCAAAAACGAGUCACUAUUCCACGGCCCCACCAGAUUCGCUGCAACUGCGUGGAGUGUGUGUCCAGUUCAGAGGUAGACAGCCUGCGCCAUUCCCGCUCCCGGCUGAAUAUCUAUAAGGCUCUAGCAAGCCCCUCGCUCAUCGCCUUAUCAAGUGAGGACCCCAUCCUAACUGCCUUCCGUCUGGGCUGGGAGCUCAAGGAGCUCAGCAAGGUGGAGAAUGAAUUCAAGGCUGAGUAUGAGGAGCUCUCCCAGCAGUGCAAGCUCUUUGCCAAAGACCUGCUGGACCAAGCUCGGAGCUCCCGGGAACUGGAAAUCAUCCUCAACCAUCGAGAUGACCACAGUGAAGAGCUUGACCCUCAGAAGUACCAUGACCUGGCCAAGCUGAAGGUGGCAAUCAAAUACCACCAGAAAGAGUUUGUUGCUCAGCCUAAUUGCCAACAAUUACUUGCCACUCUGUGGUAUGACGGCUUCCCUGGAUGGCGACGGAAACACUGGGUAGUCAAGCUUCUAACCUGCAUGACCAUUGGGUUCCUGUUUCCCAUGCUGUCCAUAGCUUAUCUGAUCUCACCCAGGAGCAACCUUGGGCUGUUCAUCAAGAAACCCUUUAUCAAGUUUAUCUGCCACACAGCAUCAUAUCUGACCUUCCUCUUCAUGCUUCUCCUGGCUUCUCAACACAUCGUCAGGACAGACCUUCAUGUACAGGGGCCUCCCCCAACUGUGGUGGAAUGGAUGAUAUUGCCUUGGGUUCUCGGUUUCAUUUGGGGGGAGAUUAAGGAAAUGUGGGAUGGUGGAUUUACUGAAUAUAUCCAUGACUGGUGGAACCUGAUGGAUUUUGCAAUGAACUCACUCUACCUGGCAACUAUUUCCUUGAAGAUUGUGGCCUAUGUCAAGUAUAAUGGUUCUCGUCCAAGGGAAGAAUGGGAAAUGUGGCACCCGACUCUGAUUGCAGAAGCACUCUUUGCAAUAUCCAACAUUUUAAGUUCGUUGCGCCUCAUAUCCCUGUUCACAGCCAACUCCCACUUAGGGCCUCUGCAGAUCUCUUUGGGGCGCAUGCUGCUCGAUAUCCUCAAAUUCCUCUUUAUCUACUGCCUGGUACUGCUAGCUUUUGCCAACGGAUUGAACCAGCUAUACUUUUAUUAUGAGACCAGAGCAAUCGAUGAGCCAAACAACUGCAAGGGAAUCCGAUGUGAGAAACAGAAUAAUGCCUUCUCCACGCUCUUUGAAACCCUCCAGUCACUCUUCUGGUCUGUAUUCGGCCUUUUAAAUCUCUAUGUUACCAAUGUGAAGGCCAGACACGAGUUCACAGAGUUUGUGGGAGCUACCAUGUUUGGGACAUACAAUGUCAUCUCCCUAGUAGUGCUGCUGAACAUGCUGAUUGCCAUGAUGAACAACUCCUACCAGCUUAUUGCCGAUCAUGCUGAUAUUGAGUGGAAGUUUGCAAGGACGAAGCUCUGGAUGAGUUACUUUGAUGAAGGCGGCACCUUGCCACCUCCUUUCAACAUCAUCCCCAGUCCCAAGUCAUUUCUAUACCUUGGUAACUGGUUCAACAAUACCUUCUGCCCCAAAAGAGAUCCUGAUGGUAGACGGAGAAGGCAUAACUUGAGAAGCUUCACAGAACGCCACGCUGACAGCCUGAUACAGAAUCAACAUUAUCAGGAAGUUAUCAGGAAUUUAGUCAAAAGAUAUGUGGCCGCUAUGAUAAGAAAUUCCAAAACAAAUGAGGGACUAACAGAAGAAAAUUUUAAGGAAUUAAAGCAGGACAUCUCCAGCUUUCGAUAUGAAGUACUUGACCUCUUAGGAAAUAGGAAACACUCAAGGAGAAGCUUUUCCACGAGCAGCACCGAACUCUCUCAGAGGGACGAUACCAAUGAUGGCAGUGGUGGGGCACGGGCCAAAUCCAAGAGUGUCUCUUUCAAUUUAGGCUGCAAAAAAAAGGCCUGCCACGGGCCACCUCUCAUCAGAACUGUGCCAAGAGCCAGUGGCACCCAAGGGAAGUCAAAAUCUGAGUCAUCGAGCAAACGCUCCUUCGUGGGUCCUUCUCUCAAGAAACUCGGUCUCCUGUUUUCCAAGUUCAAUGGUCAUAUGUCCGAACCAAGUUCAGAGCCAAUGUACACCAUUUCGGAUGGCAUUGCUCAACAGCACUACAUGUGGCAAGACAUCAGAUAUUCUCAGAUGGAGAAAGGGAAAGCAGGGGCCUGUUCUCAGAGUGAAAUGAACCUCAGUAAGGUAGAAUUAGGUGAAGCCCGGGGUGCUGCUCCAAGCAGUGAAUGCCCUCUAGCCUGUUCCAGCUCUCUUCACUGUGCAUCCAGCAUCUGCUCCUCAAAUUCCAAACUUUUAGACUCCUCAGAGGACGUGUUCGAAACUUGGGGAGAGGCCUGCGACCUGCUCAUGCACAAAUGGGGUGAUGGACAGGAAGAACAAGUAACAACUCGACUCUAAGUCAAGCCGUCCCCUCCCCUCCCUCUGCCCUGCCCCCCGCUCUGGAACUCAAGAGAAAAUUUGUAAUUUCCCUGCUCUCAGAGGUGACAUAGAAUCUGAUUCCCUCAUUGCCCAACCCCCUCCCCAGAAAGGAGAGUGAAACUCCUCUAUUAUUUUCUUUUAUAGCCACAUUUUCCUUUUUUUUUUUUUUUUUGUUCUUGUCGGUGUGAUUCUUAGUGUUAUUGCUAUUAUUUGCCUUUUUAUGCCUCUUAACAUGAAGUCCGUUUCACAACCAACUGCAGGGGUGCUUACCCAGAAUCAGCAGAGGUGCAGUCGGGUGCUUUACCCUUUGGCUUUGCUUUUCUUACCCUUGCUUCUUUGAAGCUCCAGGUGCCACUUUGCUACCGUUGCUGUCGCACAGAUCCCUGACCUUCCUCAGGAUCUCACACCAUUUCCCCAGGGGCUGAGGGAGGUGCUCGGCAGUCCCCACCAGCUAUCAGAUGAGGCAAGCCAUCUCUGUUGCCCUUCAGUGCUCCAUGCUGCCCAUUCCAGUUCAAUGAACAGCAUCAAAGGGAGACUGAACAGACUCCAAAGAAUUGUCAGCUUGUGGUUUCUAGGUAGAACUGGCCUUCUCGUUUUUGUUCUUAAACACAACUUCUCCUUACCAUGGAGGUUGUUGAGUGUUUUGUUUCUGAAAGAUCUGUUAGUUUCCCAAAGUGUGCCAGUGAAUAUUUACCACGUAGUUAUGCGUCCCACCUAAGAAGUUAGGGAAUUCCUUUUCUGUGUUUGUGUGUUUCAGUUGACCCACUACCUUUUCAAAUGUGAUAGUAUUGAGAUUAGUAUUUAGGAUGUGUGCUGUUUUUAAAAACUUCUGCUGCACUCUAACCAGUAGUUGCUACAUCUCAUACAUUGGCAAGAAAAAUAAUUAGCUGGUACAUGUAUAGGGUCCCAUCGACUGUUGAUAGUUUUAAUCAUUGCUAUCAAAAGCAUUUCUAAGGUAAAAGCCUGGGUUUGAAAACAUUUUUUUAAUCAGAAAAAUAACAUCUUGCUGCAGUGUCGAAAUCUGAAAAAUGCAUCUUCAUUUUAAUCACAUUCUAAUGAAAAAAACAAUUUUAGGUCUAGAUAACCUGAUUCCAGUUGCAGUUUUAAUACUCAUUGGGAGCAGUGGAAUUGCAUGUGUCAACUUACAUUAGAAAUAUAACAUAACCCUAGUGAAUUCAUGGAACUAUAAGCGUGAUCCAAAUUCUAAUGUCAUCAAAGAAAGCUGCAUUUAUACAUACAAAUGACUCUCCAAAGCUUAAGAGUACCUCAUCAAAAUCCAAACGUGCAGGUUAAAAAAUGAAAUCUGUAACUGACCCAAUAGCCACUGAGCAGAUAACCUACUGACCUAGGGUGGGAUUUUUUUGUUUUGGUUCGGUUUUUGUGUUUGUUUUGGUUUUAGGUUUUCUGGUUGCUUUUUUUUCUUUCUUUCUUUCUUUUAACCAACAUUAGUACAGGGCUGUCCCCAAUUCACACUCUAACAUAUGACCCAAACAGCUCUAGGUCUGGGUCCUAGAGAGUUAAAUUAACAGUGCGUAGGCUCAGAAAAGUAAGAAAGUUAGGUGUUGUUCUGUAAAUAUCAACAGUAAUAGAAAUCCACCUAAAUUCAUGUGUCUACUUUCUGUUACAAGUAAGUAAAAUGAAGCAUUUUCAAACAAUGCAUAUAUGCCUCCAAAAUAGCUUCUGACAUUGUAGUUUCUGGGUUAUUUGAAUUGAUUCCCAUUUCUAGCCCUAGCUUUGGUGACUGAUGGUCAAAAUAUUCCACAUGAAAAAAAAAAUUCCACAUGAAGAGACAAACUGGUGGGGAGGGGGGAACCCUAAAUGUUAAAUAAAGCUCAGAUCCAAGGAAAGGUUACCACGAGAACAAGCUGCAACAAGACCCAUUUGAUAACAGAUUGUCCCCAAGUAAUUCUUUAAUCAUAUCUUAAGUGAUUAUUUACUCAACUCCAAUUUCUCUCCCACUUCCCUCAGCGGAACUAUCAUAAAUGACCUUAAUGACAUCAAUAUCAGGUUACUUUCCAGAAGGAAGGUUUCUAAUUUUACAGAUUCAACUUUUCCAAUUGUCAAAUGUACAUUCAAUAAUAAAUGGCACCCGGGCUACAUAUCUAAUUCAUACUGAUGGCACCAAAACCCAAUAUAUGGCCCUAUUUCUCACAAAUACAUGUACUUGUGAUAACCUAGGUAUAAUUGUUCUGGCAGUUACUGCAUCAGUUUGUCAGAAAACAACGGUAGCCAUAGAGCCAUGCUCCAAAAUAGUCUUCUCUCAGUUACGUUCUGAGGAGAGAAUGUGUAUAAAUUAUAGUAGCCAAUCUCAACUACUAAAAGAAACCAAUGUCAUAUUUCAUAAGCAGUACAUUCCUUUUCAGAUCGUCUCAGGGCUACUAUGCUUAUUACUUGGGCUUACAACUUCACUAGCUACCUUGAGGCCAGGCUCUGACAGGGACUGAGGCCAGUGAGCUGUUAAAGCCGAACAGCUAUUGCCAUUACUUCCAUAUUGAUGACAUCAACAUUUUUAUUUACUCUAACUCAGAAAAAGUAGGAACUCUAACAUAGGAAGUAGGAAGGAAAAGAAAUUUGUGUUCACCUUUGGACCUCUGGACCAGCUACUAUCAAGAAAGGUAUUUCAAGUACAGUGCUUAAAUGUCAUCUGAUCUCAGAGAAAGUACAAGCCAAUGUGAGAGUGAAUUUAGAAACAGAAAAUUGGACCUAAGAGAGUAUCUCAGAGACAAUCCACUGUAUCUCUACCUCUAUUCCAACCUCUUAUUUUACAAACAAAAACAAAAAAGGUCCAGAGACGAAUAAUGACUGGCUCAAGGCGAAGAGCCAGUCAAUAAACCUAAAUCUUCUAAAUCAUAGUAGCAAAACAUUUAUUAUUAAGCAUAUGUAUUAUAUGGUAUAUAUAGGAAAUGUGAAAAUGGAAUGGCCGAUACACAUAUAUUUUUGUUCAUUUGCCCCCAAAUUUCAGACAUAUUUAUUUUUUUUUCAGACAGACAUAUUUAAAAGUAAAGUGAAAAAUGAACUCCAAAGUCAAAUAUAAUAAUAAUACAUGGUGUAAAGAUCAUUUACUACUUGUCCAAAUAUCUAUACCACGGUUCACCUCCAUUACAGUUGGCUUGUCACUUCUAGAUACUUGUAUUCAUUUGUUUGAUUCCACCAUAAAUCCAUCAGAGUGCCCCAGAUAAUUAGUAAAGGUAUAGAUCUUAUAAAGAAAAUGUCUGAUUUAUAUUGGAAAAUGACCACUGUUGAAGUUCUCUCUUCCACUUCCGACUUUAAGGCCAGUGGAGUACAAAGACAGAGGAAAGACUUCAAAUUCAAGGUCAUCAUUUUUGGAAGAUGCCAAAUGGUAUAGGGGUAUAAAUGCUCCAAGUUAUAUUUCUGUCCACUUACAUCAGAAUUUACAGAUUUCUUUCUGCCUCCCAUAGUCAUUUUUCAUUCUACUCUGACCUAAUUUAGGCUAUUUCAGCUAAGCCCAAAACAUCUAAACAUCUGCCUGCAAUUUGAGUAAAGAACUUUAAAAAACCUAGGGCCUCUACCUUUCGAAGGACUUAAAUACUUUUUAAGAAUUUUAUAGUUAUGACAGUGCAAAAGCUCUCCUGUAAAUUUCAUUAAAUUUCAGUGAAAAAUAUGAGCCACUAUCUUAGCCAGAAUAUAUCAAUGACCAUUCGAUGUUCCUCUUGCCUUGUAAGACUCAAGUGGUAUUUUGACUAACAGUUUAAGUGGCCCAGACCUUGAUUUAUUAAACCAUCAGGUAAAAAGUACUUGAAGUUAGGGAGACAGUCUUUCCUGUUUUAAAAGUACGUAAGAAAAACUGACCACAUUAUUCUGGUAAUAGAGUUUUCAAAACAGAGCUAACAGAUUGUAUAGACAUAACCAACAUAAAUUGAUGUGAUUUUUCAGAUCAUCUAAAUAACUUCUUCUUACCCACUUGUCAGCUUCCUCUUACCCCUGUGACUUUGCCUCAAAGCUAUAGGCAUUUUAGAUUGUUUCUCUGGCUUGCUUUAUCUAGAUAAUUGUUCCAAAUAUCCACUUUGCUGGUGAAGAACUAGCCCCUGGGAACCGAGUACCACAAUUCAAUGUGAGCAUUACUUUAGUACAGAGAAAUGCUAUUUUUACUGGAUUUCCAGUGACUUUUUCCAUCACUUUGUAUCCAACAGAUGAAGGUUUUGACUUGCGUUGCUUUUACGGGGAUGUUUGUAGAACUGAGAACCUUAUCUGUGUUAUACACGCAGGCACAUGCAUACGAUGAAACUUAAUAGCAUUUGAUCAUUCUGGCCUUGGUCCUUCAUCUUUUUUGGUAAUUAUUUAAUCAUUUUGAAGGGAGGGGGAACAGGAAUAACUUCAAUGGAAAGAAACUUCCUGAGAUAUGGUGAGGAAUUUCUAAAAUAAAUUGCUGUGACAGUAUCUGCUGUAGCACAAUUGUUAAUAUUGAAAGCUCUCAGAAUUUUGGGUUUCCGGUUUCAUAAAAAAAUAAAGCAUUUAGGUCAGAAGGAAAAACCUACUUGUAAAAAUUAAAAUAUGUGUUUUUCAUGAUUUAAAUUAAGUCUGCAUACUUGAGAUUUAUUGCAUACUUGAGGUAGUACUAUUCAUUUAUAUGCUGAUAUGUGGCCUAGGAUUUCCACCUAAAGGCUGCAUGGUAGUCCAGAGAAAAAGUUACCUGUAGGUGGUUUUGAACUUUACUUUUAGAGAAUGAGAUGUUCGGUAAGAAACAAAAGAGGCAAUUGCUUGGGGUGAUACAGGAAGCAGGCCAGGGUGCUCUAGCAUUUUUAAGCUCCAUAUUUUACUCCUACUCUAGAGUGGACUUAUAUCUUUUAUUUGUUAGUUUAUUGGAUUUCAGUUGUGGUCUUUCAUUUUGUAAAGAUCUACCAUCAGUGCUUGUGGUACUUGAGAGACAUACACAUAAGAAUUAUGUCUAAAUAUAAAACUAAGUGGAAUGCUCGUAUGCCGAUAGCUAGCUUUCUUUUCUUAUCUGAUGUGAAAAGUAGUGAAGCUCUGUAGGAACUUCCUGUUACUAUACAAAUGAAAGGCAAUUUUUGUAGUAACAGGAAGAGUCUGCCACUUUCAACCAUCGUAAUGAACCUUCAUAAAUCCAUUAAUGUAACACAUAUCUACCCUACCCUAAUUGUUCACCCUCAAAAAGAAAAGCCUUUUGUACGACUCUCCAAAUGUCUUGAUAGAACCAAAAAAGACUAAAGUGGGUAAGAAUGGCCUGCAAUGUUAAGGUCAUUUUCACCAAUUUGCAGCCUAUUUUGCCCUCUGACUUCACCAAUGAGCAGGUUUCAGGGAACCUAACAUCCCAGGAGGUACACCUCAACACAUGCACACACACAUACCAAGGCAACAUCCUCAGCACUUGAAUGAGUAGGUGGCAGUGUGCCUUUUAUUUUAGCCUAAGGUGGCCAACCAUUUGCAAGUACAGCUAAGCCGGCCUUGGCCAUUUCAUGCCCUUUUCCACAAAGUUCAACAUAUUCCCAAAAUACUCAUUGCCACCAACUGCCUUCCAACUUAGAAACCCUUUGGACCGUUCUCUGGUCUUAUACAACCCUUAAAACUGACCCUUGGAAGACAAGACAAACAAGAGGCUUUCAACUUUUGCAGGGAGUGCUUAAGGUACUUAGAUGCUGGUGGUAUACUAAGAGACAGAUGGAAAAGCUUCUAAAGAAUGAGUACUGACCAGUGUUUAAAACCUAGGGCUAAACCGUCAAAUUGCUGAACUCUUUAGGUGACCAAAUUGAGAUGGAGUACCCCAAUAAAAAAUGUAGUUCCUGAAUUAAAACAUCAACAUCACCCUUUUCUCACUCAAAAAAUUCCAGAAGAAGAGCAAUAGUAUGUGAAAACAAGCUCUGAAAAAACUGUAAAUCAUUUUUCAAAGGUCGGGUCAAAUUUAGUUUAAAUUUCAAAUUAUAGCAAGUUCUCACUUUGUGAUCACUGUGUUACUAGGUUCAACACAGACUCAUAGUAAAGUUAUAUUUUAAAUUGCACAAUAUAAUCGAUUGGCUUUUAUAAGUAUACAUGUUUGACCAGCUACUGGGAUUGAUCUCUCCAAAUUUUAUCUAUGAAAUAAAAUGAAUUUGUCAAAACUCUACAUCAAAGAGAAAUAAAAGGUAAAAUUGGAGGGUAGUAUAGAAGAAAGCUAGAUUCUAUACCUGGUGUCAUCUUUUAGCCUCAUAAAUUUGGAAUAAACAUAUCAAGUGAGAUUAAAAAAUAAUGAGAUUGAUAUUUUCAUAAGCAUGCUGGAAUAUAUGUGCCCAAAUGAAUGCUGUUCUUCAAAGUAAUCACCUUUAAGCUGCACCCAUAUUCAAAGGCUGCCAUUACUCAAAUCAUUGUGGACUUCUGCUUUGGGGAGGACUUUCAAAUCCAUAAUACAACCUCUGAAUAUCCUCAAGUGGUAGAAAAUCAUGAUCCUAUAAGAUAAAAUGUUUAGAAACAGUCAAAAGUAAUUUUAGAUCCAUAUUGGGUAAAAAGGUAGGUAAUCAAGCUGAGUUCUAUUUUGUCUGGUUCAAGUGCUAAUACAUAAUAGGCACUUUAAUAGGCACAAGUAUAAAAUGAGAUAGUUUCUUAUGUGAUUGUAAAGUGACCUGAAACCACUCUUUGGAAACCAGUUAAUUUUUUCUUAUCAACUUUAUCGAGAAAUGAUUGGUAUACAAUUAUGUGCAUACCUUUAAAAUGUAGAAUUCAGUGAGUUUUCGCAGUUGUAUAUAUCCCUGGAACCACCAUCACCAUUAAGGUACAAAAAUUUCCAUCACCCCCAGAGUCCUCAUUCCUCUUUGCAGUCUGAAAUCUAGUUUUAUUUUUAUUAUUUAUUUUUUAUUGUUCAAUUUGCCAACAUAUAGAAUAACACCCAGUGCUCAUCCCAUCAAGUGCCCCCCUCAGUGCCUG